Molecule: messenger RNA, 1227 nt
Organism: Mesocestoides corti
Lineage: Eukaryota; Metazoa; Platyhelminthes; Cestoda; Cyclophyllidea; Mesocestoididae
Source: the annotation of a GenBank genome assembly
AUGAGGUUUUCUUUGUCACGUUUUGAUGUCCUUCCCCGAAGUGGGCAUCUGAGCGAAAUUAACAACUUUCCUGGAGUCGAUUUUCCUACACCAAAUUGCCUACUCUAUACGAAAUUUGGCGCCGUCCCAUUUCUCACAAAUGACCUUGUCAUCCAAUUGCAUAAUGCUCCAAACCUCACAUUUGCGGCAUUAAACUUUUUGCGAGAACGCCUCAAAGUUUUUCAGAAAUUUGGCAAGGGCCUGGCACAGUAUUCGGGACUUAAAAAUGAUCCGACUGAGUCACCUGUCACGCGUGCUGUUGAGAAAACAUCUAUACAGAUAUGGGCUGUGGGUGGCCGUCUGCCUGUUACAAUGGACCAGUUUGCAGACUGUGUCAUCAAUGCCGUGCCAGUUGCAUUUCAAAUGCCUGUUGAUAAUGAAACAUCUUUUCCGGAUUCUUCUCCUCCAACGAAAAAACGCUGUCAAAAGUCUGUUCAGCGAACAAAAUCCUACGCUGAAAGGCUCGACGUGAUUAUCAAGUGUGAUGAAAAACUUUCAAAAAUACCCGCGCUAGUAUCAGUAGCGGGUGGGAAUGAUCUUGAGCAACGCCUUCGUGGCAUUUCAUCUACCGAUUUUACCCGCGCAUCAGGUGUCGUAAUUGACGGGUUUUUUGUCGACUGCAUCGGGGGAAAUCGCGCUACCCACCUCGAAACCGUAUUCGAUGUCUUAGCAAAGAUGUGCGCCGAGUUGCAGCCGCAGUUGCCGCGUUUCCUUACGGGUAUUUGGCAGCCGGACGAGGUGGUGCGAGCCUGUCUGUGUGGCGUGGACGUAUUCGACGGCAGCCUGCCCUUCCGCCUGACGCGAUCUGGCAUCGCCUGGCUGUUCACCGCGCACCGCGACGGCAAAAGUCCCCACGCCUGGAUCCGAUUUCCCCUCGACCAGGCCGUCCUCGACACCGCCGAGGUCUACAGGCAACCGCUGCAGGCGGACUGUCCGUGCUUCGCCUGCACGCGACACAAUCGCGGCUACAUUUCGCAUCUGCACUCGGUGAAUGAGAUGCUAGCUCACAUUCUCCUAAUGAUCCACAAUUCUACACAGUGCUACCAGUUUUUCGCAGAUUUGCGGAAAGCAAUAAAAGAAGACACUGUCGACAGUUUCGCGGAGAUGUCCAAGGAGCACCACUUUCCUGAGGAACUUGUGCAAAUUGAUCUUACUUCUAGUAGCCUUCAAAACGCCGAUGACUGUUGA